Molecule: messenger RNA, 1754 nt
Organism: Mercurialis annua (annual mercury)
Lineage: Eukaryota; Viridiplantae; Streptophyta; Magnoliopsida; Malpighiales; Euphorbiaceae
Product: protein ASPARTIC PROTEASE IN GUARD CELL 1-like
Exons: 1
Coding region: 389-1732 (447 amino acids)
Biological process (GO): proteolysis
Molecular function (GO): aspartic-type endopeptidase activity
Source: RefSeq, a predicted model, not a curated record
CGGAGUCUUAGCAUCAGGAUCCCUUAGUCUUCAGAUUGGAACAAAAGCACAUUACACAAACAAAGAGCUCUAUGUAAUCCAAAACACCAAAUCAAUAGAAAACAAAAGACUCUAACAUUCAACAUGUAUGCACUACCUCAACAACAUCAAACCUGUUUAUGUUCUGCAAAAACAAAAAAUUAACUAAAUUUUAUUUUCAGCAUCAUCAAGAACACACCGCCAACCUAAACCAUACCAACAUAGCACAUACAAUUACACCUAGUAAAAAUAUCGUUGAACUCAUCUAAACUUAACCAGCAAACCCCAAAAAUCUAUCUAUAUAAUCCUUCUUCUAACAGCCAUACAUACACCACCUUUACCAUUCUAAUUCUGAAUUGCUUUUUCAAACAUGGCCUCAGCUUCUCUCUUUCUACUUGCACUUCCUGUGUUCCUUUAUAUUUUCACAACCCUCUCAGCUGGCUCAAAUAAUUCCACUUCUUUCAAACACUCCAGAUCCACUCUUGCUUCUAACAAAAUCCUUACAUUUCCAGUAUUUCACAUUGGGAAAUUUUUUAAUAAUCACUCGCAAUCUUUAUCUUUAGAAAGAUUUCGGCUACAAAAUGACCAAAAACUGAAAGACUGGAUGCCAUUGCCUUUUGAAGUUAAUCUACCUCUUUACGUUGUGCCCCGCACUGGCGAAUACUUCGUGCAAUUGAAUGUUGGAUCCCAACACGUAAAUCUGUUGCUAGACAACGGAUCGCCGCUUGUUUGGUGGCAGUGCUCACCGUGCGAACCUUGCUUUGCACAAAGGUACAAUUCUGCCUACGACCCCUCUCUUUCUACCUCGUACAAACCAAUAAGCUGCUCUUCAGGUUGGUGUGAUAAAACCAAGUACUCUUUUGUAGAUGUCUGCAAAAAUGAUCAAUGCCAAUAUUCUAUAAGCUAUGCAGAUAAAUCUUAUACCGCGGGCACUUUAGCCCGUGACUUUAUAUCAAAUGAUAAUGGUAUGUUAAAUAAGAGCAUCGCCUUUGGAUGUGGCAACAAAAACGAAGGUUUAUUUGAGGGCUUUUAUGAUGGAAUCUUGGGAUUCCACCAUCACAAAUACUCUUUCCCAGACCAAAUAGAAGCACACAAAUAUUCUUUUUGUUUAAUUGCUGCACAGUCCAACUUCGAUGGAAUAAUUAGAGAGAGGACAAAUAAUGCCCCACUAUAUCUCUAUGACUUCCCGGACCUUAACCAGAACACUACAUUUGUUGUGACACUACCUCACUUAGGUUUACACUAUGUGGAGUUCCGGGGCAUCAAAAUUAACGGGAAAAUGGUCCCCGUCAAUACUAAAUAUUGGAAAAGAGGCCGUACGGGUAGAUACGGGGUAAUUUUGGAUACUGGUACGCGGAUUACACGCUUUCCAAAGAAUGUGUAUAAUGAGAUCCGCGAUUCAUUCAAAAGGAGUGUGACUGGCAAAAAGCACAUAAUUAAAUUAGGUAUUAUGGACACCUGUUUUUAUUCAAUGAGCAAUCCCGUAAAGUACAUCCCAAAAGUACAUUUAUGCUUCGGAGGCGAAGAGAGAGAGCUUCAACUCGCACCCGAGCAUAUUAUGGUUAAAGGAGGAGACGAUGUGUAUUGUUUAGCUUUUUCAUCCCUAGAUACUAAUGAUGAUGUAACUAUCAUAGGGAGUCACCAACUUCAAAACACAAGAUUAUCUUUUGAUAUGUUGGUGAUGUCAGUCAGUUUCACUCCUAAUGAUUGUUAAUAAAAAUAUCUAUUUCAUACAA